CCGUUCUUUCCUCCCACCCAACCCUAACUUCCAGGGACCCUCAGCCAUGAGGACCCUCACUCUCCUCGCUGCCCUUCUCCUCUUGGCCUUCCAGGCCCACGCUGAGACCCUGCAAGAGACAGCUGACAAGGUUCCCGCCCAGGACCAGCCUGGGGAGGACGACCUGGACCUAUUUGGGGAUGAGGACCAGGAUGUGGCCGUCUCCUUCACAGGAGAGGAACGCUUCUCUCGACAACUUACAGGAGGUGAGCUAGGAAUGACCAUAGCAAAGGCUGUAGUAACGCGAUGCCGGUGCCGACGACGACGCCGGUGCCGACGCAACAAGGUCAACAAGGUGCUGGAGCGUGCCUCUGGGGUUUGUAAAAUCUUCGGCCGUCGGUACAAGCUUUGCUGUAAAUGAGCUUUUUGGACUGAGACCCCAAAGCACCAAGGGAUUCCAAUGAAGACCUAGACAAGCAAUAAUCUUUGUACCUCUACCUUUUCAUCUUCUAGCUCCAAAAUAAACCCAGGCAUUAAACUCGC
Messenger RNA from Phyllostomus hastatus (greater spear-nosed bat), 522 nucleotides. Its product is annotated as alpha-defensin 1-like. NCBI's taxonomy places the organism in Eukaryota, Metazoa, Chordata, Mammalia, Chiroptera, Phyllostomidae. Gene Ontology annotation, biological process: defense response to Gram-negative bacterium; innate immune response in mucosa; antimicrobial humoral immune response mediated by antimicrobial peptide. The record is from RefSeq and is a predicted model, not a curated record. The transcript has 2 exons. The coding region runs from base 47 to 400 and encodes 117 amino acids. Gene Ontology annotation, cellular component: extracellular matrix.